Molecule: messenger RNA, 2097 nt
Organism: Ostrinia furnacalis (Asian corn borer)
Lineage: Eukaryota; Metazoa; Arthropoda; Insecta; Lepidoptera; Crambidae
Product: band 4.1-like protein 1
Exons: 8
Coding region: 359-1393 (344 amino acids)
Biological process (GO): actomyosin structure organization
Cellular component (GO): plasma membrane; cytoskeleton
Molecular function (GO): cytoskeletal protein binding
Source: RefSeq, a predicted model, not a curated record
GCACUCACGGGCAGUCGACCAACGAAACUAGUUUGUGUUGUCAGGCGCCGGCUUUCGGGCACGCUUGCGUUAAAUCGAAGCGUGAACUUUCGAUGUCGUGAAUAAAAACUGUUUUAAACUCUGAUAAAAAACUUUUUGGUGAAUUAACAGUGUCUCUUUCUUAGCAGAAAAAAAAAGAAAGUGGUGUUUACUUUUUAAGUUUCGAAUUUCGAACACUGAAUUCGAAGAAUAUAAUUGAACCUCGAUUCUCGAUUAUUUUUUAUUUUUAUUGUGAACUUUUUGCACGCGAACUUUAUGGUUUGCGGGAAAAGGUAUUUUACAGUGUCGUCAGAGUUAUAACAGUCGUUUAAGGAGCGAGAUGCGCGAGAGUCUGCGUCGGCUCGCGUCGGACGAGCUCGUGGCGCGCAGCAUCAUGGGCGGCAAGCGGCGCGUGCGCGUCGAGCUGUUGGACGGAGAGCACAUCAACGUUGACAUCGACCGCAAGGCCCGCGGCUCCGAACUCCUGGACCGCGUGUGCGAGGACCUGGACGUGCGGGAGCGAGACUACUUCGGGCUGCUGCAUCAGCAGCGCGCCGACCCUCGCGUGUGGGUCGACCUCAACCGCCGCCUGUCCAAGACCUUCAGAAAUGAACCAUGGGACGUGAUUCUAGCAGUGAAGUUCUACCCUCCUGAGCCCUCAGAAUUAAGAGAUGACGUCACUAGGUAUCAAAUCAGCUUGGCUGUCAGAAGAGAUCUCUUGGAAGGCCGCCUCACCUGCUCUACCAUCACGUAUGCGCUGCUAGCCUCCUACGUCCUGCAAGCCGAAUUGGGUGACUCCUCCGGCGACAUUGCACCCUCCGCCCUCACAGAACUGCGAGCCGCACCGUUGCACGCACUCACGCCUGACCUGGAGGAAAGAGUACGGGAACUAUACUCCAAGCACAAAGGUCAAACCCCAGCGGAAGCGGAGCUGAACUACCUGGAGAACGCCAAGAAGCUGUCUCUGUACGGCGCCGAGCUGCACUGUGCGCGAGACCUGGACGCUGUGGACAUCGUGCUGGCCGUCUGCGCUAGCGGCGUCUCCGUCUACCGCGACGGAGUCCUAAUGAACCGCUUUCCCUGGGCCAAGAUCACGAAGAUCUGCUACAACAAGCGCAACUUCACGCUCAAACUGCGUCCCAGCGAGUUCGAUGACUUCGAGACAGCGCUGUCUUUCAAACUACCCUCCACGAGGGCUUGCAAGAAGCUGUGGAGGUGUAGUGUGGAACACCACAUCUUCUUCAGACGCGAGUCCCCAGUAAAGGUGGAGCGCAUAGCCGGCUUCCCACGCCUGGGCUCACGCCGCGUGUCGUGUCGCCGCACGCUACGCCAGAUGCGCGCCGAGCCGCCGCCGCCGAGGGCCGUCAUCGCCUGACAGUUGACACUGACAGCUCACUGACACUGACAGUCACAGCUCGCGCGCGCAGAGGAAUGGCCGAUUGCAUUUUGGCCAUUAGAAACUGCAGAAAACAAAAAAAAAUGUGUUGUUGGAACUGUGAAAUCGAAUUGCAAAAGUAUUAUUUUUGUACUCUUGUAUUUUUCUCUGUAGUAGUUAUACUUUACAGCUGGCGCACUUUUUUAGUCUUAUAAAAAGUUUUUUGUAUUCUAUAUUUUUGCGAUAAUUAAAGUAUCAUAAAAUAAAUAAUGUCAUGUUUAGAAAUUUCAAUUCCGCAUUUAAGUUAAUGCAAAAGAAGUGUUAUUUUAUAAGGAUAGUAAAAUUACGACACGACAACUUUGGCGCUAAAAAGACUGUUGUAUUUCAUACUUAGUAAACGAUCGCGAAGUGCCAUUAUAAUGUUAUAAAUUAAUAUUAAGUUAUUGGCAUAAGUAACUCAAAUCGAUUGCCCCAAGUGGGACUAGAACCACAGAAAUGUAUGUAUACAGCCCGAUUGAGCUAACUGCGCUGCAAUCCCUUGCACACCUCUCCUUCUACGAAAAAAGCAAUCCGAAGUUCGUAUAUUUCCAUCCCUCUCACACAAAGCGAGGUGCCAACAUGAGUAACAGUGACAAAUAUCCGAAACUACGUAAACGGCGUUUCGGAGUAGCCCCGAAAGUAUAGAUGACCCACGCUGAACUGUC